Messenger RNA from Emiliania huxleyi CCMP1516, 2438 nucleotides. RefSeq lists its product as hypothetical. NCBI's taxonomy places the organism in Eukaryota, Haptophyta, Isochrysidales, Noelaerhabdaceae. Gene Ontology annotation, molecular function: mechanosensitive monoatomic ion channel activity. The coding region runs from base 1634 to 2371 and encodes 245 amino acids. Gene Ontology annotation, cellular component: plasma membrane. Gene Ontology annotation, biological process: monoatomic anion transport; transmembrane transport. The record is from RefSeq and is a predicted model, not a curated record. The transcript has a single exon.
CCUGGCUGCGCUAUCGAACAAGUCUCGGUAGUCACACAGCGGCACGAUGGCGGAGAGCGACCGGGGCAGGAGCGGCUCGGUGGUUGCCGAGUCGGCCAACUUUGCCGAGGCGUUGCAGAUGGUGCACGACAUGAAUGCCUCGAUGACUCCAGUGGGCGCCGUCGACAGAGUCGAGAACUCGAUCCUCGAGGAGAUUGAGCUGGAGGAGGAGGAGCACGCGAGCCAUCGGGCGGCCGAGGAGAGGCCGAAGAGCGGGGAGCGCAUCGGCGACAAGAGGCCGAAGAGCGGGGAGCGCAUCGGCGACAAGCUCGACCCGAUCCUCGGCUCGACCGACCACCUGCCGGUGUGGGCCCCCAAAGGCGCAGACAAGCCGCCGCCAUCUCAACUCACUCGGCUGCGGCGCAUGAUGCCGACGUUCUCCGAGUGCAGUCUCAGCUUGGGCGUUCUGCUGCUCCGCGAGCUGGCCGGCGCGGCCCUCCUGCUCGCGGUGCCCGUUGCAGUCAUCCUCGUCGAGGCGCCGUCAAAGAUUGAUCCAAGAUGCAUGUCUCUAUCCAAAUGCACUGGCGCAGUCACGGGCCCCAAGCUGUACGCUGAGCCCGACGAUUCGGAUGGCUGGGGGCCGGACGACGACAUCCGACUCGCCCAAUACCUCAUCCUCUGGAUCGCGCGGCCGCUCUACUCGCUCGCUGCGGCGCGCCUCCUCUCGCUCGUCGUCAUCUCCUUUCUGAGCAUCCCGUCGAUCCUGCGCACGCUGCCCGGCAUCGUGGUGCUGCUACUGCACAGUAUCUUUUCGAUGCCGCUCUGCCCCCCGGCGAUCCUCUUCCCCGCGACGAACGGCGUCUUCCGUCUCCUCUACUUUGACCGGCUGACUUGGAAGCGGCUCUACGAGCUGCCCUCCUUCGUCCCGGCCAGCAUGUGGAUGCUGGCGGCAGCGCUCGCGUUCUGCCUCCUCGACGCCGCCGUCCAGUUCUCGCAGAACCAGCUCGCGCUGAAGCACUACGAGGACCGCUCCCAGUCCGCUUACGAGCAGCAGGCGGCGCUGCGCAAGGUCGCGGCCGCCGCCAAGAGCUGCGAGCGGCGGCGCGCCUACCCGAUGCGGCCGUCGCCCCGGGACGCGGCGGGCGAGGGCCUGCUCUCACGGCACCUCUCCGGCCUCAGCAAGCUGCAGCAGCAGCUCCAGAGGCUGGCCGGGCCGCUCGACCUCGGCUCUGAGCUCGCAGAGGCGGCCAGCCUCUGUCAGGCGCGCCGGCGCGCGCAGCGCAUCUUCAACCUGCUCCUCCGCGAGGAGGGCCUGGUGACGCUGCCGCCGAGGCGGACGGGCCGCACGAGCGGCGAGAAGGAGGAGCCGUCCGUCGACCGGGACGCGCUCCUCCGCUGGGCCUACCAGGGCGACCGGCGUCCGCCGCCGCCAAAGCUCGCGGCCGACCUCUUCCCGUACGGACAGCUGGUCGACAGAGACCAGUUUUGCAAGGUGGUCGAGCGCUCGUACAAGGAGCAGCGGCUGCUCACCGCCUCGGUCGAGAGCUUCGACCGGCUGCAAAAGAUCCUGCUGCGCGGCCUGCAGGUCCUCGUCGCCUUCAUCUUCCUCGUGCUGCUGCUGCGGCUCCCCUUCAUCCGGAUCAACCUGGUCAGCAUGCUCAUCCCGCUCACCUCGGCGCUGCUCGUCUUCUUCUCGCUCGCCGGCGGCCUGGUCGCCGAGGUGUUCAGCAGCUUCUUCUUCACGUACGUCACGCGCCCGUACGACAUCGGCGACCGCGUGUACGUCGCCACGCCCGGCCAGGGGCCCGUCCUGUACUCGCUCAUCGUCAAGGACAUCGAGGUGAUGCGGACGCACUUCCUCACCGCCAACGGCGAGGCGAUGGUGGUGAGCAACAGCUCCGUCAAGAACAUGGCGCUGACCAACCUGUCGCGCUCGGGCAAGCUGACGCUGCUCGUCCAGCUGAUGGUGCCGGUCGCCACGCAGUCGAGCAAGAUCAACGAGCUGCUCGAGGCGAUCACCUCGUACGUCUCGGACGGGUCGGGCGACUGGAGCGCGUGCGACAACCAGUUUGGCGAGGCCGCGCUCGACAAGGGGCACCUGCUCCUCAACAUCUGGCCGACGAGCGUGUACGCCGCGCACGAGAUCAUGGCCAUCUACGCGGCCAAGUCGCGGCUGCUCCUCUUCUGCCACGCAUACAUGCAGGCGGCAAAUAUAGAGUACAUCAUGCCCGUACUGCCGAUGCGGGACAGCCCGGGCCCCCGGGCCGGUUUGGCGGGCGUGGUCGAGCAGGCGCUGAGCGCGGCGGCGGUGGGCAAGCUCACCGCGGCGAAGGGGCAGGGGGACGGCGGCGGCGGCGGCCUGCCCUUUGGGCUGACGGCCAAGCAGGCGUAGCGCGCGGGCGUGGGCGCGCCGUGCUUGUUAGAGCUGUUUAACGUUGGGAGCUGAACAGUGUUGCUAG